Molecule: messenger RNA, 2475 nt
Organism: Fonsecaea pedrosoi CBS 271.37
Lineage: Eukaryota; Fungi; Ascomycota; Eurotiomycetes; Chaetothyriales; Herpotrichiellaceae
Exons: 3
Coding region: 1-2475 (824 amino acids)
Molecular function (GO): protein binding
Source: RefSeq, a predicted model, not a curated record
AUGAGUUAUCACACGGGCGCCACUUUCGUCCCUGGGGGAGAUGAUUCUUACUACAUGCCAGAAAUUAUACAGCCAACACCAAACAGAGUACAUGAGCUGCCAAACAACAUACAACAUAAUGUGGCUCAGAUGGAGCAAGCUGCCUCAAAUCCCACCUCUGCGAAUUCUGCCUACUCAGGAUCAGUCUACUCUCCCCAGUCCGCCGAAUAUAUGCAGGGUGGCACGCAAUCAUGGGCGCCGCCACAAGCCCCUCACACGAACGUCCAAGGGUAUGAUCAGAGGGCGCUCCAGGACAACCAAACCGAAGCAUACAGGCAAGAUAACCUUUUCCCCGCCAGAACGACCUCGAUGGCCCCGACGGAACAGCCAAACUUUUCUCCGUUUCCUAUGCUCCGCAACCCUCCUCCCAACAUACCGCCGACCGAUGAACAGAAAGAGGCCACACUAGAAGCCGCAAGGGCUGCUGUGCUCAACUGCAAUGACCCUGAUACCCAGCUGACGUGGGCACAAGACGCGUUAUCAUACGUUGAGAUAUGCCUCCAAAAUGAGGAAAGAGUCGCUCUGGCACAAGCACCCCGAACAAGGACGCCUCGCAUUGAGCACGUCCUUAGGGAAGACGCUAUCAAGAUCGUCAGCUUUCUUGCCGAUCAACACCAUCCCAAGGCCGAGUUCAUGAGGGGCAUGUGGCUUGAAUUUGGCAAAUUCGGACACAGGGUUGACAAGAAAGAAGCAUUCUAUUGCUACACAAGAGCUGCGGAGAAAGGGUAUGUUCGUGCGGACUACCGCAUUGGAAUGCAGUUCGAAUCUUCAAACGAUGCAUUGAAGGCAAUUCGGUACUAUCAGAAAGGCGCGGAUGCUGGAGAUUCAGCCGCCUGCUACAGGCUAGGAAUGAUGACACUCCUUGGCCAGCAUGGACAGCCACAGAACUUCGAACGUGGUCUCAACCUCAUAUAUAUGUCGGCCCAGACAGCAGAUGAAAACGCACCGCAAGGCGCCUAUGUCUUUGGCAUGCUCCAAGCGCAACAGAUGCCACAAAUCCAGAUUCCGGAUCAAUUUUUGCCCAGGGAUAUUGCUGGAGCCAAGAUGAACAUCGAAAAGGCUGCGUACCUGGGAUUUGCCAAAGCCCAAGUGAAGAUGGGGGCAGCAUAUGAGCUUUGUGAGUUGGGCUGCUCCUUUGAUCCUGCUUUGUCCUUGCAUUACAAUGUCCUCGCCGCAAGACAGGGUGAACCGGAAGCAGAAUUGGCCAUCAGCAAGUGGUUUCUUUGUGGCCACGAGGGUCUUUUCGAGAAGAAUGAGGAAGUCGCCUUUACGUAUGCGCAGAGAGCAGCUCUGUCUGGGUUUCCGACAGCCCAAUUUGCGUUAGGCUAUUACUAUGAGGUCGGCAUAUACGUCCCGGUGAAUUUCGAGCAGGCCAAGGAGUGGUAUCGCAAGGCAUCACAAAGCGGUAAUCAAGAUGCUACAGGAAGGAUCGAUGCUAUCUCUAGGUCAAAGACCCUCUCUCGAAAAGACCAUGAAAGUGUCGCACUUAAGAAGAUCCGGCAGCAACGUGGCUCGAUGAUCGGAGGAACCGAUGUGCCUUCAGUUCCCGCGAUGCCAACUUUGUCAGAAGAGGCUGAGGCUGAACAGCUCGAAAUGCCGGAUCCUUCUCGAUUGUCGCUCAACAGCCAGAGAGCGCCUCCAGCCAGGCCUGGCAGCGCGGCCCCUUACCCCACUGGUCCCCCGAAUAUGCCGUCUGUGAAUCAAGGUCCGGAUAUUCGACCCCCAUCGGCCUUUGGCAUAAACCCCAACCUUCGACCAACCUCGGCCGCGGCCAUGGGAGCCCCAAGACCUGAUCCAUAUGGCUCUCCCCCAUCUAACAUGCCUCAGCAGCGGCCUUAUUCUAACCCUGGAGGGCCCGGUUACCCUGGUCCUGGGUAUGGCCGUGGAGGACGCAUGCCAUCAGGAGGACCCCCGCCUCAGGGCCAAGGAAUUCCUACUAUCAGGCCACCAUCAAGACCCAACAGCUCCUCACCGUACCUUGGGCCAGGGCCGCAGCCAGGAGGUCAGUCACCACCCGCAAAGAUUGACAUUGGCUUUUCCGCUCCUCUCGAGCCAGAGAGACGACCUCGACCUCAGCAACAACAGCCAAAUGGGCCUCCCCUGCCGAACCCUAACAACCCUCCACGUGGGUCCCCAAGACUUCAACAAGGCCCUCCCUCGCAAGGUCGUCCAGGUCACAAUGCUGGUGGAUACAGUGGCAUGCCCAACUCCAAUGUCCGGCCUCCCAACAAUCAAGUACAAGUACCACCGAAUGUCAAGCCUGCAAAUCUCCCACCUUCCAAACCCGAUGCGAGUGCACCCAUUGGUGGGGGACCACCUUCUAAACCGAGUACUGUUCCAGCAAAUGCGGCACGACCUCCCGGGAAGGGGCCCAAGACAUUCGAUGAGAUGGGCGUUCCCCCGGGGAAGGAUAAGAGCGAAUGUGCUGUUAUGUAA